Molecule: messenger RNA, 4261 nt
Organism: Eubalaena glacialis (North Atlantic right whale)
Lineage: Eukaryota; Metazoa; Chordata; Mammalia; Artiodactyla; Balaenidae
Gene: GLRB
Product: glycine receptor beta
Exons: 10
Coding region: 127-1620 (497 amino acids)
Biological process (GO): chemical synaptic transmission; nervous system process; chloride transmembrane transport
Cellular component (GO): neuron projection; synapse; postsynaptic membrane
Molecular function (GO): extracellularly glycine-gated chloride channel activity; neurotransmitter receptor activity; transmembrane signaling receptor activity
Source: RefSeq, a predicted model, not a curated record
CGUGGGGACGAGGCGGGGACAAGACGCAGCCGCUCCCCCCGCACCGGCGCGUCCGGCCCGAGCGCGCGUCCUCCGGGGCUGCGGGCGGGGCGCCAGGAUCGAUCUCCUGAAAUUUAACUUUUCAAGAUGAAGUUUGUAUUGGCGGUGGCCUUUUUUAUUUUAAUUUCCUUGUGUGUUGAAGAAGCCUGUUCUAAAGAGAAGUCUUCAAAGAAAGGGAAGGGGAAAAAGAAGCAGUACCUAUGCCCAUCGCAGCAAUCAGCCGAGGACCUUGCCCGAGUACCGGCCAACUCCACCAGCAAUAUCCUGAAUAGGCUAUUGGUCAGUUACGAUCCCAGGAUAAGACCAAAUUUCAAAGGCAUUCCUGUUGAUGUAGUUGUCAACAUUUUUAUCAACAGUUUUGGAUCUAUUCAAGAGACAACAAUGGAUUAUAGAGUCAACAUCUUCCUGAGACAGAAGUGGAACGACCCCAGACUGAAGCUGCCUAGUGAUUUCCGGGGCUCGGAUGCCCUGACGGUGGACCCCACGAUGUACAAGUGUCUGUGGAAACCUGAUUUAUUUUUUGCAAAUGAGAAAAGUGCCAAUUUUCAUGAUGUCACCCAGGAAAAUAUCCUCCUCUUUAUUUUUCGGGAUGGAGAUGUCCUCGUCAGCAUGAGGCUAUCUAUUACUCUUUCGUGCCCUUUGGACUUGACCUUGUUUCCCAUGGAUACACAGCGUUGCAAGAUGCAACUUGAGAGCUUUGGUUACACAACUGAUGACUUACGAUUUAUCUGGCAGUCAGGGGAUCCUGUUCAAUUAGAAAAAAUUGCCUUGCCUCAAUUUGAUAUUAAAAAGGAAGAUAUUGAAUAUGGUAACUGUACAAAAUACUAUAAAGGCACUGGGUACUACACGUGCGUGGAGGUCAUCUUCACCCUGAGGAGGCAGGUGGGCUUCUACAUGAUGGGCGUCUACGCCCCAACCCUGCUUAUUGUGGUUCUGUCCUGGCUUUCCUUCUGGAUCAACCCCGAUGCCAGUGCUGCCAGAGUGCCCCUGGGAAUCUUCUCCGUGCUCAGCUUGGCCUCUGAGUGCACAACCCUGGCUGCGGAACUUCCCAAGGUGUCCUACGUGAAGGCUUUGGACGUGUGGCUCAUCGCGUGUCUCCUCUUCGGCUUUGCGUCCCUGGUGGAGUACGCGGUCGUCCAGGUGAUGCUUAAUAACCCCAAGAGAGUUGAAGCAGAAAAAGCCAGAAUUGCCAAGGCUGAGCAAGCCGACGGGAAGGGGGGGAGUGCGGCUAAGAAGAACACCGUGAAUGGCACGGGCACACCUGUUCACAUCAGCACCUUGCAGGUUGGAGAGACCAGAUGCAAAAAGGUUUGUACGUCCAAGUCUGAUCUGAGAUCUAACGACUUCAGCAUCGUGGGAAGCUUACCGAGAGAUUUUGAAUUGUCCAAUUAUGACUGCUAUGGAAAACCCAUUGAGGUCAACAACGGACUUGGGAAAUCCCAGGUCAAGAGCAACAAGAAGCCGCCUCCUGCCAAACCCGUUAUUCCGACGGCAGCGAAGAGGAUCGAUCUUUACGCGAGAGCGUUGUUUCCUUUCUGCUUCUUAUUCUUCAACGUUAUCUACUGGUCUAUAUAUUUAUGAUAAACCUUUUCCAUUCAUAUAAAGUGAAGUCCCAUUGCAUUGUGAACAACCUCGUUCAUUAAUGCCAAUCUGUGAACAUUCUUUGCAUUUUCAUAGCAAUAUAUUGCAUUUUGGAUGCCAUUGGAGUGUAAUACAAAUAUGGCGCCUUCAUCAUGGGGAAUGGCAGCAUGAUCUUGUUACGUCUGUGCUCUAAUCAUGAUGUAUUUAUGUAAAGCAAACAUAAUUGCUUUAGGACUAAAUGAAGGAUAAACAUACUACAUAAAAUAGAAUCCGAACAUUUCUCUCCAGUUAGUGUAAAUUGCAAAUAUGCCGAUAAUUCUAAUAAUAAAAUGGGGUGCACUCUGAACCCUGUUAUGUCAUCAUCGCAAUGUAUGUAGUGUUUCAGAUCCCUUUCCUUGUAACUUUCAGAGAAAGCCAUCUUAUUCUUGUACAAUUUUAGAUGGUGUUAUCAUAGAUAAAGCAAAAGUAUAUUACAUAUGGUAUAACUUUAUAAGUAGAAGUAUAUCAACUCUAAUUACAUGAGCUCUGUGGAGAAAUAAAGUUCAAACAAAUUCCUAAUUUGUAAAAGCAGCUCAUUUUAAAGUGUGCCUGUGUUGUCAAAUGCCAGAUAAUAAAACCCAGUAAGCAUUUUUGAAACAAAGGGAAAUCUAGAUUUACCUAAAUUCGUGCUGAAUUCUGGUUUCUCAUAAAAUAAAAAUAAAAGUAGAUAUAUUGAUUAAAUAUUUCUGAUAAAAGAAAUUCUAUUUGUCCACUUUAAAACCUAGAUAUAUUUUCAUGGAUUUUAUUUUGUUGAUACAGAGUAUACAAAAUCAUUGUGCCUUAAAAAGAGUCAUAAAUAUUUUAAAUUGGAAUAUAGUAAUGAAUAUGUGAUUUCAUACCAUUUGUAAGAAACCAAGAGGAAAAUACCUUAUUACUAGAAGUAACUUGAGUUGGGAAGAAAAAUCCAUAAUCAUUAGAGGAUUUUAACUUCUUUAUUUUAUUAAAAUGCUCACAUAUUUUAAAGUAAAAUUAAAUUUUUUUCCUGAAUUUUUUUUUUCUUAUUUGAAUAGUGUUUGAUUUUGUUACCAGACAUUUAAAGGUUAAAUAAAUGAUUACUUAGUUAGGUCUCACCUCCAUUUGUAUUUUCUUUCUUGCUAAAAGUCCAGGCUACUUGGAUUUACUUGCGUUGGUCUCAUUCCAACUUGCAAAUAGGUACUUUCUGGUCUAUAAGACUUGUAUUUCCUAGUAAUAUCAGAGCCAAUGUACCUUUUUAUUUCUCCAUAGCUGAUACUAGGACUAUCAGUCAUCCAUGUAACAUAAACAUAAGACCAAAUAAGUAUAUUGACAUUAUUUGGAGAGUUUGCAGCAGCUGAGGGUUUGGAUCGUCAAUUCAAUAAUAAAAUGUGUUUACAUAUUGUUUAUGCCAAUUGCCAUCUAUAAUUCAAUGUUAUUUUACUGAAGACUUUAAUUUGUAAAAGAGUCACUGAUUACUAAAUCUUUAAAAGACGAGAUAUAUCUAGUCCUCUGUGGUACUUCAGCACCCUCUAGUUGCAAAAGUAUAGUUAACUGAAUCAUUUUAAAAAUGCCACAAGUCACCCUAUUGAUGGACUUCAACAUCCUGCUAGGACCCGGACAAUAACAUCUUAAACUCUGAGAGGAAAAAAUGUCUUGAAUAAUACUUAGACCAUUUAAAUUUGUAUUUAUAAUAAUUAUAUUUGCUUAUGAUCUCUGUUCUUCAUUCUUGCAAAUUUCAUUCAUUUUAGGGAGUUUGAUUUAGAUAUAGAGUUUUAAGUGGGAAAUGUACGAAAUGGAAGACAGUUCUCAUUCUGUAAGAAUUUAUUUCUUGAAAAUAAUGUGAAUGAAUUCCUUUCUGUAAUAUAAUAUUGUAGCCUCUUCAGAUCCAUUUUAAUACCCAAAUGUAUAUAAAUAGCUAUCCCAGGAUUAAGUGUGUAUAUGUAACUACAAAUGGAACAUUACACAAUGAUCAUAAGGAAGUACAAUUGGUGUCCACUAACACUUGCUUUCUAUUGUUAUCUCGAGAAUUUAGUCACUUAACCCCAGGGUAGUUCUGAUCUGCGUACUUUAAAUAUUAUGUCUUUCUAGGAAACUUGCAGUAUAUUUACCUGGAUGUCAGUAUCGCAAAUUCCAUGUUUCCAAAAUAAAAAAGAUCUUCUCCUUACAAAUCAGCCGCUUCUCUUAUUUUCUGUUUCCAGUAAAGCCAUCACUAUUCCAGUCCCCCGUGGGCCAUCUGCCUUCCUUUGUCACACGGUAUACCCUGUCAAGUUCCAAGUCCUAAAAUUUCCCCCCUUACACCAACCACUGCUUCUCCAUUUCUGCGGACACCACCCUAAUUCAGUUUCCCUUUCCCGUGCAUCAGACGAUUACAGCAGUCUACAAACUUACUUUGUGAUGUUUAUUUUGUAAUUGCAUAAGUAAUACAUGAAUAUCUUGACGUAUUAGAAAAACAGGUGUGUCUAAAAUAAGUGAGCCCUUAAUGUUGUCAUAACCUUCUAUCUUCAAACCUUUCUCUUUUCCCAGAGGUCACCACAGUGACCUCUAGGCAUCUACAACCUCUAUCUACUUUUAAAUAUAAAAGAUAACGUAAUGGGAUUUAACGUAAAUGAGAUUUUACCAUAUGUACGGUUUUGCAAUUUAUUUAUUU